CAGGACCCUGCCUAAAGGCAUCAUUCUUCUACAGGAAAUGAAGCCGACUGUCAAACAAAAUGGCAAUAAUGCCACAACAGAUGAUCAUAUUAGGAGUGACAGUAGCACCAUGAAUGACAGUGAUAUCAAGAGUUUCAGCAGCCUGACCAAGAUUAACGAGAUCGUGAACACCAGUGGAAACUCAAAUGCUAGUGAAGUUACAACCACCAAGGAGAAAACAAGCAGUAGCAACAUCAACAAUGCCGGUAUAGAUGUAAACACCAAGACAGACAUAAGCUUCAGUGAAGACAUUGGUGCCUGUGGAAUUGAGACUGACAGCAAGACCGCACAUGCAACCAACACUAUGAUCUAUGGUGAUAUCACCAGUGUCAACGACAUCAUGGGUGUCAGUGGGGGUUCAAGCACCUUUAGGAGCUUGAGCCUGAGCACCCUAAGCAGCAUGAGCACCCUUGGGACUCUGAGUUCCAGUGGGAGUGUCAAACCACGGUCUACUGUUUUGGCCCUCAGCCGGGUCCUCAACCGAUCACACUAUAUCUCCAGGGACCAACUCUGGGAGGCCAGUCAGCCAGGCAGUAGGGCUCUGGUGGGAGCUCUCCAUGGACCCAACUCCACCUUCCUCAUGGAUGAUGAGGCUGAACUCAACAAUGGUGCACAGAUCCAGUCGAGACAUCUUAUACUCUACAAUGAUACUCUCAUCAUUGCCAAGCCCAAGUAGGAUAUCCCCACCACACAGGAUGGUAGUAGU
Oryctolagus cuniculus (rabbit) is the source of this 745-nucleotide messenger RNA. The record is from RefSeq and is a predicted model, not a curated record. NCBI's taxonomy places the organism in Eukaryota, Metazoa, Chordata, Mammalia, Lagomorpha, Leporidae.